Messenger RNA from Carlito syrichta (Philippine tarsier), 221 nucleotides. RefSeq names its product CDKN2A interacting protein N-terminal like (gene XTBD1). Lineage: Eukaryota; Metazoa; Chordata; Mammalia; Primates; Tarsiidae. The annotation marks the transcript as partial. The transcript has a single exon. The record is from RefSeq and is a predicted model, not a curated record.
GCCGCCGCGGUGGAGGAGCUGGUCUCGGGGGUGCGGCAGGCGGCCGACUUCGCGGAGCAGUUCCGCUCCUACUCGGAGAGCGAGAAGCAAUGGAAGGCCCGGAUGGAGUUCAUCCUGCGCCACCUGCCUGACUACCGCGACCCGCCCGACGGCGGCGGCCGCCUGGACCAGCUGCUGUCCCUCUCCAUGGUCUGGGCCAACCACCUCUUCCUGGGCUGCAG